Messenger RNA from Aspergillus sclerotioniger CBS 115572, 1647 nucleotides. RefSeq lists its product as uncharacterized. The record is from RefSeq and is a predicted model, not a curated record. NCBI's taxonomy places the organism in Eukaryota, Fungi, Ascomycota, Eurotiomycetes, Eurotiales, Aspergillaceae. Bases 362 to 1492 code for a protein of 376 amino acids. The transcript has a single exon.
CCAUGAAUAUUAAUGAACCAGCCACUGACUAUAACCUCUCCAGCAUUCUGGACCUGGGCUGGACUGGGCCGUCCCCAGCCAACCGAUCCACACCAUUGUCAUCUGCCUCCCGAUCAUGCCCGCCUGUCGGUCUCCUGAGCCCAUGCAUUCAUUGUGUACCGUGGAGCGAUGCGUGAUACGUGUCCAGCGCUGUCUGCCCGCCCGCCGCCGCCGCCGCCGCUGUCUCACAGGCGCUUGAACUCUCUCUCCUGUUUGCGCAUUGGCCGGAAGGCGGGGUUUUACUCCGGUGGUGGUGGUGGUGUUGUCGUCGUCCGCUGCUGCGUCACUGAGCUUGUCUGGACAGACGCGGCCUGCAUCCAAGAUGGAUUAUAGGUCGGGCAGGCUCACCCACACAGACGCAUUCCCCUCGUCCUCGUCCACCUUGCCACGCCUGCAUGCCUCGCCGGUGGUCGAGACUGUCCGACCUCAGCAACAGGUGAAUCCCUAUCGCUAUGAACCGUCUCUGGAUUCUCGAACCCAUCCUACCACUACACUACGUCAGCCGAAUAGGAAUCCCAGGCCCUCGUCCUGGCGGAACCAUCAUCGACAAGCUUCUUCUCGAUCCUCAACGUUGGCAUCUCAGCCCGUGCUAGUUAGGGCAUACUCGGGAAGCCCUCAUGAUACCUCCAGCACCACCACGAUGCCUGUGCGGCGUUCAUUCCCGUUCCUCGGUGGCCCAGGGAGUCAACGACGGGGGCCCGCCCUCCCGUCGGAGGAGGACUUCAGUAUCGAAGGCAUCCUACGAGCCAUUGAACCUAAUAUCCGGCACACAUUAGACUCUAUCGGAGAAAUAUGCGGGCGCAGUAGGCUCAGCCUGGCCAACGAAUAUGGAAGCCACAUUGCCCCUCUGGGCGAGAUCCGCGCUCCUCCCGGAGGUCUGUUGACGGUCGAGGAGGCCAGCUCGGACCAUGAAAGACAGACCGACAACGUGGUUAUCUACGAUGAUGAGACCAGCGUUGCUGAUGGGCGCGACCAGUCAUCUUUUUCGCACUAUCGAGACUGGGACAACGGCAGACAUUUAGCGACAGGGUUCCAAUCCAGAAGCCCGUUUUCCGGGGAUGGCCCGUCGGCUCAGGUUCCACCCACUACUCCACGAUCCGUCAUGGCAUUGCAUUCUAUGACAGGUGGACCUCUUCACACGACGAGAGAGUCCACGUCCAAGCCAAGGUCGUGCCGGAUGCUACUGGGAAAGCAGGUCAACUCUGGCAGUAUCCUGACACCGGCCCUCGUGUCAGAGAUUCUGCUUGAUGCUCAGGCUGAGGGAAACCCUAUCAACAAUUAUUCAUUGGAGUCUCCGCAAGGCCGCCGCUCCAUCAAACCAGGAACCAAGGAUGCUAAGCGGUGGCUCCCGGGCUGGCUCCAGCAUGGUACCCUAGCCGAUGGCAGGCAGACAACGGCUGAGAUGCGACUACGAGCGAUGUUGGAACGAUACCAGAAUACUCAGAAUGCGUGAUGAACAAAUCUCAUUGAAACAACGAAGCCACGACAUAGCUAUGUUCUGACGGCCGUGAUGACAUGAUUGAUAUACGAUGAUAUUACGACAAAAACUAAAUAGCCUUGCCAAAUCUCAUGCAUAAUGACCCUCAUGACUGGUACUUUUCUUCAUUG